AGGAGAAGGAAUACAACACAUCAAACUCCUCAGCGUUGCCACAUCAACGCACAGAGACACACCACAGUGAGUGAGUAAAAUCCACAAAAAAGGAAAGGAAGGAUAUUAAAAAUAAUAACAAAAAAAAAGAAGAAGAAAUGAUCGAUACUACUCCGGAAUCGCCUCCUGGAGCGCGACAACCACCAUCAACGGCGAGGGAGCAGCAAUCCCUAACCCUAAUCCCGGGCCUCCCGAACGAUGUAGGAUCCCUGAUUCUGUCGAUGGUGCCAUACUCUCACCACGCGCGUAUCAAGCAAACAUGCAAGUCAUGGAACCGCGUCCUCUCCUCGAAGCCUUUCUUCUCCACUUUCCUCCACCGCCGCCGCAACCACCUCCUCUGCAUCUUCCCGCAGGACCCAUCCAUCGCUUCCCCCUUUCUCUUCGACCCGCAAAACCACGCAUGGUGCCCUCUUCCACCCAUGCCCUGCAACCCUCAGGUCUACGGUCUCUGCAACUUCGCCGCAGUCCCUCUCGGCCACCACCUCUACGUCCUCGGCGGAUCCCUCUUCGACACGCGCUCUUUCCCUAUCGACCGCCCUUCCCCUUCCUCCGCUACCUUUCGCCUCAGCCUCCGCGACUUCACGUGGCGUCCACGCGCCCCCAUGCUCUCUCCGCGCGGCAGCUUCGCCUGCGCCGUGGUUCCGCGCUCUGGACAGAUUCUUGUCGCCGGCGGAGGGUCUAGGCACACGAUGUUUGCUGCUGCAGGGACGAGGAUCCGCGCGGCGGAGCGAUAUGACGCGAGGAGGGACCGGUGGUAUCCUAUAGAAGGGCUGCCGGGGUUUCGAGCGGGCUGCGUUGGCUUUGUGAGCGGUGGAGGGAGGGAAUUUUGGGCGAUGGGAGGUUACGGUGCGUCGAGGACGAUUUCGGGAGUGUUUCCGGUGGAUGAGUAUUAUAGGGAUGCGGCGGUGAUGGAAUUGGAUGGUGAUGGUGGUUGGAGAGAGGUUGGGGAUAUGUGGGGUGAUGGGGAGAGAGUCAGGGCUGGGAAAAUUGUUGUUGUUGAGAAUGAUGAUGAUGAUAAGAGUGAUUAUCCAGGGGUUUACAUGCUCGAUGGAGAUGAGAUUUUGAGAUAUGAUAUGUCAACAAAUCGUUGGCUGUGUGAAUCUCGUGUUCCAAGAAAAGCGCCGUACAACUCCUCGUUCGGUGUUGUAGUUGUAAAUGGAGAGCUGUAUGUACUGACACAUUUAUGCAUCGUUGACAUGACAGAAACACGAAGGUCCAGACAGCAUAGGAGGGCUGGAACAUUGUACAUUCAAAUUUACAAUCCAAAAAAGAAGACAUGGAGGUCUCUUGUCACAAAGUCACCUUUCAGUUAUCCUAUUGAUAUCAAUACUACUGUAUUGAGCUCAAUUUGUCUGUGAGCUUUAUGAACUGCACUGCAUUACAUCUUAUUUGUAUAGUUUAUGAAUCUCCACCAAAUUGCUUGUGCAUCACAUCAUUUGAUCCACCUUGUUGCUUUUCUGGCGGCCUAUUUGUAUAUUUAUGUACCUAGUAGUAACAUAUUUAGUACAGGGAUGGUUCUUCUGUCAUACCAUCUGUAUUUGGAUAUAUAUGGGAUAUUGUAUCAUAUAUUACUGAAUUGUGUUAACCCUGAGGUACAGACUAUUUGUAUCUAGUAAAUAAAUGAAAUGGAUGUAUGUUUCA
Arachis stenosperma is the source of this 1680-nucleotide messenger RNA. RefSeq names its product F-box/kelch-repeat protein OR23. Gene Ontology annotation, molecular function: protein binding. The record is from RefSeq and is a predicted model, not a curated record. The transcript is spliced from 2 exons. The coding region runs from base 138 to 1397 and encodes 419 amino acids. NCBI's taxonomy places the organism in Eukaryota, Viridiplantae, Streptophyta, Magnoliopsida, Fabales, Fabaceae.